CUUCCUCCUCCUCGGCUUCUUCAAGCCCCUUACCAGCAUUGAUUUCUCUCCUAGUACCAUCCCCCAAAGAAGAGGAAAUUGUAUCUGAAGGAAAAGCAGCAGACAGGUCUGAGGUGCACUUACCUACCCUUGAGACUGAGUCGCAGUUGGCUUCUGUCGCCAUGGAGGAUGACACCAGGAGCAGCUGUCCUACAGUCCUACAACUUGCUCUUCCCUCUCCUCCACCCUUUGCCCCUUCGAAGGCAAAGAGAAGUUCAUCUGCCUCCUCUACCAGUUCAUCAUCAUCCUCAUCUUCCUCCUCAUCCUCGUCUUCUUCAACUUCUGAUUCUGAGUCCAGCUCAUCUGAAUCCAGUCCCCAUGAUCAGGCAACAAAGGAGCUUGAGGCUGAGAUUGAACUGAAACAGCCACCAAGCCCAGUGCUGAAAGAGACUCAUCGUGAUGAGCAACCUUUGGAAAUGGGCAAACGUAAGUGCCGUUCUCGAAGCUCAAGCAGUUCAAGCAGCAGCUCUUCCUCUUCGUCCUCCUCUUCUUCAGCCUCUUCCUCUUCCUCAUCUUCCUCAUCUUCCUCAUCUUCGUCCUCCUCAACACCAUUGCCUAAAACAGGACUCCAGGCAGUGAUGAAGGGCUCCCUGAAGAAGAAACCAUCUCCAGAGAAGAGAAAGUCACGCAGCCCUAGAAAACCAAUUGACUCACUGAGGGAUUCCCGCUCUCUGAGCUACUCCCCAGCAGAACGGCGUCAGAUUUCCCCUCCUGUCCAACCACCCUCUGCUCCAAGGGAUCGACGUAGAGACAGGUCUAGGGAUAGGUCCCUGCAGAGAAACAGACAAAGCAUCAGCAGGUCUCCAGGACGAAAACGGCGACGCAGAUCUCCCAGUCCCCGAGCUCCACGUCGCAGAACUUCAAGGUCCCCCUAAGCCUUUUGGAGAGCGGAAAGUCCUUGUCCUUGCAUCCACAGACUGCGCCACCCCCAG
This is a messenger RNA of Protobothrops mucrosquamatus (brown spotted pit viper), 971 nucleotides long. Its product is annotated as serine/arginine repetitive matrix protein 2. Gene Ontology annotation, molecular function: mRNA binding. The transcript is spliced from 5 exons. The coding region runs from base 162 to 914 and encodes 250 amino acids. Lineage: Eukaryota; Metazoa; Chordata; Lepidosauria; Squamata; Viperidae. The record is from RefSeq and is a predicted model, not a curated record.